This is a messenger RNA of Aphidius gifuensis, 7649 nucleotides long. RefSeq names its product spectrin alpha chain (gene alpha-Spec). Gene Ontology annotation, cellular component: cell junction; plasma membrane; cell projection. The transcript has 4 exons. Gene Ontology annotation, molecular function: calcium ion binding; actin filament binding. Lineage: Eukaryota; Metazoa; Arthropoda; Insecta; Hymenoptera; Braconidae. The coding region runs from base 235 to 7491 and encodes 2418 amino acids. The record is from RefSeq and is a predicted model, not a curated record. Gene Ontology annotation, biological process: actin cytoskeleton organization.
AUGCCCCACUAUCCCCACUUUAUGUAAUAUCGAGCAGUCAAAUCAGUCAAAUACUCGACACACAUAAUAAACAACACAAGUGUUAAAACUCGAUUACACAAGUUUGAGGAAUUAUUAUUUUGAUAAUACAUAAAACAAAUAUUGUGAAAAAUCAGUGAUUUCAUUGGCCACACCCGGCAGCCAUUUUAGGCUCAUCAAAUCAAUACAAAAAUAAAUAAAUUUUGACGUUUAAAAAUGGAUCAAAUAACACCAAAAGAAGUUAGGAUAUUAGAAAAUCCAGAGGAUAUUCAGGAACGUCGUGAACAAGUACUUGGCAGAUAUGCUAAUUUUAAAGCAGAAGCACGUACAAAACGUGAUAAACUUGAGGACUCCCGUCGCUUUCAGUAUUUUAAGCGAGAUGCGGAUGAACUCGAAGGAUGGAUAUUUGAAAAAUUACAAGCAGCUUCUGAUGAAAAUUAUAAAGAUCCAACAAAUCUUCAAGCAAAAAUUCAAAAACAUCAAGCAUUUGAAGCUGAGGUAUCAGCUCAUUCAAAUGCAAUUGUUUUGCUUGAUAAUACUGGAUCAGAAAUGAUUGCCCAACAUCAUUUUUCUAGUGAUAUGAUACGUAAACGUCUUGAGGAACUUCAUCGUUUAUGGGAACUUUUAUUAAGUCGUUUAGCUGAAAAAGGAUUAAAAUUACAACAAGCACUUGUUCUUGUACAAUUUAUUCGUCAUUGUGAUGAAGUUAUGUUUUGGAUUCAUGAUAAAGAAGCAUUUGUAACAACUGAUGAAUUUGGUCAUGAUUUAGAACAUGUUGAGGUACUCCAAAGAAAAUUUGAUGAAUUUCAAAAAGAUAUGGCAAGUCAAGAGUAUCGUGUUACUGAAGUUAAUGAACUUGCUGAUAAAUUAUUGUUAGAUGGACAUCCAGAACGUGAUACAAUUCUUAGAAGAAAAGAAGAAUUAAAUGAAUCAUGGCAACGUCUUAAACAAUUAGCAAUAUUAAGACAAGAAAAAUUAUUUGGAGCACAUGAAAUACAACGUUUUAAUCGUGAUGCUAAUGAAACAAUGACAUGGAUUGCUGAAAAAGAUGUUGUAUUAUCAUCUGAUGAUUUUGGUAGAGAUCUUGCAAGUGUACAAACAUUACAACGUAAACAUGAGGGUAUUGAACGUGAUUUAGCAGCAUUAGAAGAUAAAGUUGCAACACUUGGUGCUGAAGCUGAUCGUUUAUCAGCAACUCAUCAAGCUGAUCAUUCACAACAAAUACAAGCAAAACUUGCUGAAAUAUUUCAAUCAUGGGAAAGUUUAACAGCAAAAGCUAAAGAACGUCGUUUUAAAUUAGAUGAAUCAUAUUAUCUUCAUAGAUUUUUAGCUGAUUAUAGAGAUCUUGUAUCAUGGAUGAAUGAUAUGCGUGCAAUAAUAUCAGCUGAUGAACUUGCUAAAGAUGUUGCUGGUGCUGAGGCAUUAUUAGAAAGACAUCAAGAACAUAAAGGUGAAAUUGAUGCACGUGCUGAUAGUUUUGAUUCAGCAACAUUAGCUGGUAAUCAAUUACUUGAACGUAAACAUUAUGCUGCUGAUGAAGUUGCUAGAAAGUUGGAUUCAUUAAUUGAAGAUAAAUCAUCAUUAUUAUCAUUGUGGGAACAAAGAAGAAUACUUUAUGAACAAUGUAUGGAUUUACAACUUUUUUAUCGUGAUACUGAACAAGCUGAUGCUUGGAUGGCUAAACAAGAAGCAUUUUUAGCAAAUGAAGAUCUUGGUGAUUCAUUAGAUAGUGUUGAGGCAUUAAUUAAAAAACAUGAAGAUUUUGAUAAAUCACUUGCUGCACAAGAAGAAAAAAUUAAAGCACUUGAUGAAUUUGCUGGUAAACUUAUUGAAGGUAAACAUUAUGCUGCUGAUGAUGUUGCACAAAGACGUAAAUUAUUACUUGAAAGACGUGCUGUAUUACUUGUUAAUUCAGCUGAACGUAGAAGACGUCUUGAGGAUGCAUAUAAAUUACAACAAUUUGAACGUGAUUGUGAUGAAACAAAAGGUUGGGUUAAUGAAAAAUUAAAAUUUGCAACUGAUGAUAGUUAUCUUGAUCCAACAAAUUUAAAUGGUAAAGUACAAAAACAUCAAAAUUUUGAACAAGAAUUAAAUGCAAAUAAAACACGUAUGGAAGAAAUGGUAUCAAUUGGACAAGAAUUAAUUGACAGUGAGCAUUAUGCCAGUGAUAGAAUAAAAGGUAGAAUUGAUGAAAUUGUAUCAUUAUGGGAAAGUCUUGCUAAAGCAACUGAAAAAAAAGGUACAAAAUUACAAGAAGCAUCACAACAACAACAAUUUAAUCGUACUGUUGAAGAUAUUGAAUUAUGGUUAUCUGAAGUUGAAGGACAAUUAAUGUCUGAAGAUUAUGGUAAAGAUUUAACAAGUGUACAAAAUUUACAAAAAAAACAUGCACUACUUGAAGCUGAUGUUGGAUCACAUUCAGAUCGUAUUGAAAGUAUUGCACAAGCAGCUGAACAAUUUGUUAGCUCUGGUCAUUUUGAUGCUGAUAAUAUACGUGGUAAACAAGAACAACUUGGUUCACGUUAUUCAGCAUUACAAAGACCAAUGAGUAUUAGAAAACAACGUCUACUUGAUUCAUUACAAGUACAACAAUUAUUCCGUGAUAUUGAAGAUGAAGAAGCAUGGAUACGUGAAAAAGAACCAGUUGCAGCAAGUACAAAUCGUGGUCGUGAUUUAAUUGGUGUACAAAAUUUACAAAAAAAACAUCAAGCUGUAUUGGCUGAAAUUAAUAAUCAUGAGCCAAGAGUUGCUGCUGUUUGUCAGGCUGGAUCAAAAAUGUUACAAGAUGGACAUUUUGCUGCUGAAGAAAUAAGUCAAAGAUUAGCAGCACUUGAUGAACACUGGGGACAAUUAAAAGAAAAAGCACGUCAACGUAAAACUGAUUUAGAUGAUUCAUUACAAGCACAUCAAUAUUUUGCUGAUGCAAAUGAAGCAGAAUCAUGGAUGAAAGAAAAACGACCAAUUGUAUUAAAUGCUGAUUAUGGAAAAGAUGAAGAUAGCUCAGAGGCAUUAUUAAAAAAACAUGAAGCACUUGUUAGUGAUCUUGAGGCAUUUGCAAGUACAAUUGGUGGUUUAAGAGAUCAAGCAGCAGCUUGUAGACAACAAGAAACACCAACAAUUGAUAUUGCUGGUAAAGAAUGUGUUGUUGCACUUUAUGAUUAUGCUGAAAAAUCACCACGUGAAGUAUCUAUGAAAAAGGGUGAUACAUUAACAUUAUUAAAUUCAAAUAAUAAAGAUUGGUGGAAAGUUGAAGUUAAUGAUCGUCAAGGUUUUGUACCAGCAGCUUAUGUUAAACGUGUUGAGCCAGAAGUUGGUUUAACAGCAUCACAACAAAAUUUAGCACGUGAACAAAGUUCAAUUGCUGCUAGACAAGCACAAAUUCAAGCACAAUUUGAUGAUUUACUUGAAUUAGCACAUGAACGUCAAAAUAAAUUAAAUGAAACAGCUAAAGCAUAUGUAUUAGUUAGAGAAGCAGCUGAAUUAGCAACAUGGAUUAAAGAUAAAGAAAAUCAUGCACAAGUACAAGAUGUUGGUGAAGAUUUAGAACAAGUUGAAGUUAUGCAAAAGAAAUUUGAUGAUUUUCAAGCUGAUCUUAAAGCAAAUGAAGUACGUUUAGCUGAAAUGAAUGAAAUUGCUGUACAAUUAAUGAGUCUUGGUCAAACUGAGGCUGCAUUAAAAAUACAAACACAAAUUCAAGAUCUCAAUGAAAAAUGGACAAGUUUACAAACACUUACUGCUGAAAGAGCAAGUCAAUUGGGAUCAGCUCAUGAGGUACAACGUUUUCAUCGUGAUGUUGAUGAAACAAAAGAUUGGAUACGUGAAAAAGAUGCUGCAUUAAAUAAUGAUGAUCUUGGUAAAGAUUUAAGAAGUGUACAAGCAUUACAAAGAAAACAUGAGGGUCUUGAACGUGAUUUAGCUGCAUUGGGAGAUAAAAUUAAACAACUUGAUGAAACAGCAAAUCGUCUUAUGCAAUCACAUCCUGAUACUGCUGAACAAACAUAUGCUAAACAAAAAGAAAUUAAUGAAGAAUGGACACAACUUACUGCCAAGGCUAAUUCAAGAAAAGAAAAACUUCUUGAUUCUUAUGAUUUACAAAGAUUUUUAAGUGAUUAUCGUGAUUUAAUGGCUUGGAUUAAUUCAAUGAUGGGUCUUGUAGCAUCUGAAGAACUUGCAUCUGAUGUAACUGGUGCUGAGGCAUUAUUAGAACGUCAUCAAGAGCAUCGUACUGAAAUUGAUGCUAGAGCUGGUACAUUCCAAUCAUUUGAAUUAUUUGGUCAACAAUUAUUACAAUCAAGUCAUUAUGCAAGUGUUGAAAUACAAGAAAAAUUAGAAUCAAUGACUGAGGCACGUCAAGAACUUGAAAAAGCUUGGGUACAACGUCGUAUGCAACUUGACCAAAAUUUAGAACUUCAAUUAUUUUGUCGUGAUUGUGAACAAGCUGAAAAUUGGAUGAGUGCCAGAGAAGCAUUUCUCAGUAGUGCUGAUGCUGUUGAUAGUACAGAUAAUGUUGAGGCACUUAUUAAAAAACAUGAAGAUUUUGAUAAAGCAAUUAAUGCACAUGAAGAAAAAAUUGCUGCAUUACAAACAUUGGCUGAUCAACUUAUUGCUGCUGAGCAUUAUGCAGCAAAACCAAUUGAUGAUAGACGUUGUCAAGUACUUGAUCGUUGGCGUCAUUUAAAAGAUGCAUUAAUUGAAAAAAGAUCAAAACUUGGUGAAUCACAAACAUUACAACAAUUUUCACGUGAUGCUGAUGAAAUGGAAAAUUGGAUUGCUGAAAAAUUACAACUUGCAACUGAAGAGAGUUACAAAGAUCCAGCAAAUAUACAAUCAAAACAUCAAAAACAUCAAGCAUUUGAAGCUGAAUUAGCUGCAAAUGCUGAUAGAAUACAAUCUGUAUUAGCUAUGGGUGGUAAUCUUAUUGAUAAACAUCAAUGUGCUGGUUCUGAAGAUGCUGUACAAAAACGUCUUGCUUCAAUUGCUGAUCAAUGGGAAUAUUUAACUCAAAAAACAACUGAAAAAUCAUUAAAAUUAAAAGAAGCUAAUAAACAAAGAACUUAUAUUGCUGCUGUUAAAGAUCUUGAUUUUUGGCUUGGUGAAGUUGAAAGUUUAUUAACAUCUGAGGAUGCUGGUAAAGAUUUAGCAUCUGUACAAAAUUUAAUGAAAAAACAUCAACUUGUUGAGGCUGAUAUACAAGCACAUGAAGAAAGAAUAAAAGAUAUGAAUUCACAGGCUGAUUCAUUAAUUGAAUCUGGUCAAUUUGAUGCUGCUGGUAUACAAGAAAAACGUCAAAGUAUCAAUGAAAGAUAUGAAAGAAUAAGAAAUUUAGCUGCUCAUCGUCAAGCAAGAUUAAAUGAAGGAAAUACACUUCAUCAAUUUUUCCGUGAUAUUGCUGAUGAAGAAUCAUGGAUUAAAGAAAAAAAAUUACUUGUUGGUUCAGAUGAUUAUGGACGUGAUUUAACUGGUGUACAAAAUUUAAAGAAAAAACAUAAACGUUUAGAGGCUGAAUUAGCAAGUCAUGAACCAGCAAUUCAAGCUGUACAAGAAGCUGGUGAAAAAUUAAUGGAUGUAUCAAAUUUGGGUGUACCAGAAAUUGAACAACGUUUGAAGCUACUUAAUCAAGCAUGGGCUGAAUUAAAACAACUUGCUGCAAAUCGUGGACAAAAACUUGAUGAAUCAUUGACAUAUCAACAAUUUUUAGCUAAAGUUGAAGAAGAAGAAGCUUGGAUAACUGAAAAACAACAAUUAUUAUCUGUUGAAGAUUAUGGUGAUACAAUGGCUGCUGUACAAGGUUUAUUAAAAAAACAUGAAGCAUUUGAAACUGAUUUUUCAGCUCAUGGUGAUCGUUGUAAAGAUAUAUGUGAUGCUGGUGAAUCAUUAAUUAAAUCUGGUAAUCAUCGUGCUGAUUCAAUUGGACAACGUUGUAAUCAAUUGAGAAAUAAACUUGAACAACUUGGCUCAUUGGCAAUACGUAGAAAAACACGUUUAAAUGAUAAUUCAGCGUAUUUACAAUUUAUGUGGAAAGCUGAUGUUGUUGAAUCAUGGAUUGCUGAUAAAGAAACACAUGUUAGAUCUGAAGAAUUUGGACGUGAUUUAUCAACAGUACAAACAUUAUUAACAAAACAAGAAACAUUUGAUGCUGGUCUUCAUGCAUUUGAACAUGAAGGUAUACAAAAUAUAACAACAUUAAAAGAAAGACUUGUUGAUUCUGGUCAUGAUCAAACACCAGCAAUACAAAAACGUCAUGCUGAUGUUAUAACACGUUGGCAAAAAUUACUUGCUGAUUCAGAUGCUAGAAAACAACGUUUAUUACGUAUGCAAGACCAAUUCCGUCAAAUUGAAGAAUUAUAUUUGACAUUUGCUAAAAAAGCAUCAGCAUUUAAUUCAUGGUUUGAAAAUGCUGAAGAAGAUUUAACUGAUCCAGUACGUUGUAAUAGUAUUGAAGAAAUACGUGCAUUAAGAGAAGCACAUGCACAUUUCCAAGCAAGUUUAUCAUCAGCUGAAGCUGAUUUUCAAGCAUUGGCUGCACUUGAUAGAAAAAUUAAAAGUUUUAAUGUUGGUCCAAAUCCAUAUACUUGGUUUACAAUGGAAGCACUUGAAGAUACAUGGCGUAAUUUACAAAAAAUUAUCAAAGAACGUGAUGUUGAAUUGGCUAAAGAAGCACAACGUCAAGAAGAAAAUGAUAAAUUAAGAAAAGAUUUUGCAAAACAUUCAAAUGCAUUCCAUCAAUGGUUAGCUGAAACUCGUACAUCAAUGAUGGAAGGAUCUGGUUCAUUGGAACAACAACUAGAAGCAACUAAAAGAAAAACACAAGAAGUACGUGCACGUCGUUCUGAUCUUAAAAAAAUUGAAGAUCUUGGAGCUAUAUUAGAAGAACAUUUAAUUCUUGAUAAUCGUUAUACUGAACACAGUACAGUUGGCCUAGCUCAACAAUGGGAUCAAUUAGAUCAACUUGGUAUGAGAAUGCAGCAUAAUUUAGAACAACAAAUACAAGCAAGAAAUCAAUCAGGUGUAUCUGAGGAUGCACUUAAAGAAUUUUCAAUGAUGUUUAAACACUUUGAUAAAGACAAGAGUGGACGAUUAAAUAAACAAGAAUUUAAAUCUUGUUUACGUGCAUUGGGUUAUGAUUUACCAAUGGUUGAAGAAAAUCAACCUGAUCCAGAAUUUGAAAAUAUACUUGAUAUUGUUGAUCCCCAACGUGAUGGAUAUGUUUCACUACAACAAUACAUGGCAUUUAUGAUUAGCAGAGAAACUGAAAAUGUUCAAAGCUCUGAAGAAAUUGUCAAUGCAUUCAGGGCAAUUACCGCUGCUGAUAGGCCAUAUGUUACUAAAGAAGAACUAUAUGCGAAUCUUACCAAGGAAAUGGCUGAUUACUGUGUUGCCCGAAUGAAACCAUACGUUGAUCCAAAGAAUGAACGACCAAUAACAGCUGCUUUGGAUUACAAUGAUUUUACUCAAACACUUUUCCAAAAUUAAUCAUUAUUAUUACGUAUAUAAUUACGUAUAUUUAAUCUUUUCACAUUUUGAAAAAUUGUGUAAUCAAAAAUAUUAUUUAUCGUAAAACACAAAAUAUAUAUUAUUCAUAUUGUACCCUUUUAAAUUUCACAAUUAUUCAAAUAAAUCUAUAAACUAAU